ACGUCGAGAUCCCAAUCAAUUCCUUCCAAAAAUUGAAAUGUUUUUCAAAAACUUUGCACCCGUAUUCACCUUGGCGUUAACAUCUACCUUACUUUUUGUAGGUUCCACCACCGGACAAAGUUGCGGUCGGGCAGAUGUCUUCACGCGAUCCGAUGACGAACUAAUUCUCGCCCAGUUUUCCGAGCUCCUCGAUAACAACCCGGUUAUUUUCGAUGGCCCUGUAUCCGUCUCCGAAGCCCCAACCCAAACCACCAGAACGACCCCCUUGACAAUCGAGGAUCUUGAGUAUUACACCUAUUUCUCGGCCUCGAUGUAUUGUCCCACCUCGCUGAAAACGUUAUCGUGCUGUUACUGCGGGGAGUUCAACGCUACGGUGACAGAUUUUCAAAUUUUUGAGAAUGAACUAUACGGAACUAAAGCGUUGGUCACGUUGCAUUCAUCGAAAAGCGAAAUCGUGGUGAGCUUCCGGGGUACCGUCACUUUCAUGAAUUUCAUUAUGGAUUUCACGCUUCUCCCGACAGGAGUGAGUAAUGGGGGGAUUCAGGUACAUUUGGGAUUCUUUUUGAGUUUGAUGUCGGUCUAUAAUCCGGUUGUUAAACAAGUCGGGAUGUACCUUGCCAGAAAUCCAGGAUCUCGUAUUGUCGUGAACGGUCACAGUUUAGGAGGGGCGAUGGCAUCUCUGUUCGUCUACUUUAUGACAAGCCUGAACCAAUUUCCUUUCACGAAUUACGCCUUGGUAACUUCCGGUCAGCCGAGAGCGGGAAAUGUGGCGUAUGCCGAUUACAUGAAUUUCCUCAAUAUUCCCAUGAAUAGAGUGGUCGCGAGGGCAGACAUUGUUGCUCACCUGUUUCCUGUAAGCGUUCCGCUCCUCUUUGGAGAAUAUUACGUGCAUCACGGGCAAGAAGUCUGGAUUAACGGGGAGGAAAUAAACUUUUGUUCGAAAAGGGUCUACGAGGAUCCCAACUGUUCCAACUCAUUGGGACCAGUUUACUCCGUUUUGGACCAUCUUCAAUACUUCGAUGCGGACCUUACCGUCUGCUACUUGGUCGAGGGAUGGCUGGAAAUUGACCUCGUGACGGUGGAAGGCUUCACCCCGACCAACUUCCUCCCACCAAUGCCCACAGUGAUGCGAGGGAUUUUAGUAGGCCUGGUGCAAGGAGGGUAUCAAGGCCUACUGCCGGUUUUGGGAUAAGGAAUUUUUUGAAGACAUCUUAUUUGGUUAAGUUGGAAAUUUUGUAGGAUAAUGAGUAAUGUAAUGUUUAAGAUAAAAUUAAAGUUCUCAAUAUCCGAAUUUAAUUGGCUUAAUGAAAUAAAGUAUCUAGUAUGUAUUGCAA
Messenger RNA from Folsomia candida, 1334 nucleotides. RefSeq names its product lipase. The coding region runs from base 38 to 1192 and encodes 384 amino acids. The record is from RefSeq and is a predicted model, not a curated record. Gene Ontology annotation, biological process: lipid metabolic process. The transcript is spliced from 3 exons. NCBI's taxonomy places the organism in Eukaryota, Metazoa, Arthropoda, Collembola, Entomobryomorpha, Isotomidae.